AUGAAGCGUGUUCUGCUCGCGUUGAUUUUGGUGAAUUCAGCUUUAGGCAUACCGCACAAAUGCGAAGUAGUUGACUUCUUAAGCCUGCACUGCGAAGGACUUAAUAUCACUUCAUUCCCUCAAACUGCCUAUUCUCGUUUUGUCACUGCGUUUUAUUUGCAAAACAAUUUGAUACAAGUUAUCAAUGAAUUCCCAUCGAUGGCUAGCCUGCAACAUUUAAAUCUUUCUCGUAACGCCAUUAGCAAUGUGUCGUGGAAAUCGCUUGUGAAUAUUCCAAACAUACUGGAACUAGAUUUGUCGUUCAACCGCAUAACGUACGUGGAUGUGUCCGUGAAUAGAGGAUCGUUGAUUUACUUCUCUGUGAGUCACAACAAGUUAGAAACAUUUUCAGAGGAAAAUCUUGGCAUCGUGUCGGGUGAUCCAGAGUUUUAUAGAACAUGUGUAGAAGGCAACCCCCUUCACUGUGACUGUAGAAUGGCCUGGUUGCAGACACUGAUCUUGGUGCGUGAGAAAUGCAUCAGCGGAUAUGAUUCAAUGUCAUGUAAGCUGUACCGUGAGCACCCGUUACACCUCAGCCUCCGCUAUCAGAAUGGUGCCGGUUUCGUCUGUAACUCCCCAGAAAACGUGCAAGGCUGGCCAAUAUCAAAAGUCGCCAGUCUUGCUGCCGCUUGCGAACAACAUGUCUACACAACCACCACGCUUGUUCCCACGUGA
This is a messenger RNA of Branchiostoma belcheri (Belcher's lancelet), 714 nucleotides long. RefSeq names its product immunoglobulin superfamily containing leucine-rich repeat protein-like. Gene Ontology annotation, cellular component: plasma membrane. The transcript has 2 exons. Gene Ontology annotation, molecular function: protein binding. NCBI's taxonomy places the organism in Eukaryota, Metazoa, Chordata, Leptocardii, Amphioxiformes, Branchiostomatidae. The record is from RefSeq and is a predicted model, not a curated record. The coding region runs from base 1 to 714 and encodes 237 amino acids.